Messenger RNA from Odobenus rosmarus divergens (Pacific walrus), 2283 nucleotides. It is a transcript of the gene GTF2E1, whose product is annotated as general transcription factor IIE, polypeptide 1, alpha 56kDa. Bases 493 to 1809 code for a protein of 438 amino acids. NCBI's taxonomy places the organism in Eukaryota, Metazoa, Chordata, Mammalia, Carnivora, Odobenidae. The record is from RefSeq and is a predicted model, not a curated record. The transcript is spliced from 4 exons. Gene Ontology annotation, biological process: transcription open complex formation at RNA polymerase II promoter; transcription initiation at RNA polymerase II promoter. Gene Ontology annotation, cellular component: transcription factor TFIIE complex.
GGUAGAAAAAUUUUACUCAAGAAAAGAAAUAAAGACACUUUAAGGAUAUGCUAACUGCUAGGUUUCUCAGGGGUUUUCCAGCAUUCCCAAAGAUCUAUAGCAUUAACAGUGGUGAGGCUUCAUUUAUCUUUUUUGUUUCUCUUUCCGAAAUAAAGUGGGCUUGAUAUAAUAUAUCAUUGCUAUAAGUAGUAAGUUACUUUUUAGAAUCAAGCCCUGUAGAUCAUGAAAAUUAACAUUUAAGAAAUAUGUCAAGCUUUUUAAGUGUAAUCUUUGUACUCUAGAGGAAAAUUUUAUUCUCUGUUUAAAUGCUUAGGCAUUAUGAGUCUUUUAAAACAAUGGCUUGAGUACCUUUGUGGCACUUCAAGGGUGGUAGCUGCCAGCUACCUAAUGGGUUGAUUAUUCUAGAUUUAAAAUGAUUACUGUGUCCUUAUGCCUAGCUAAUCUCUUUUUUUCUGAAUUUGGUUUAUUUAAAGUUGAAGUUUGCUGCUAAAGAUGGCAGAUCCGGACGUCCUCACCGAGGUUCCCGCAGCAUUGAAGAGGUUAGCCAAGUAUGUGAUCCGGGGGUUUUAUGGCAUUGAGCAUGCUUUGGCCUUGGACAUCUUGAUCCGGAACCCCUGUGUGAAAGAGGAGGAUAUGCUGGAGCUGCUCAAGUUUGAUCGGAAGCAACUUCGAUCAGUUUUGAAUAAUUUAAAGGGAGACAAGUUCAUCAAAUGCAGAAUGAGGGUAGAGACUGCUGCAGAUGGGAAAACCACUCGCCAUAACUACUACUUUAUUAAUUAUCGUACUCUUGUUAAUGUGGUAAAAUAUAAAUUGGAUCACAUGAGAAGGAGGAUUGAAACUGAUGAGAGAGAUUCCACCAACCGGGCUUCCUUCAAAUGUCCUGUCUGUAGUAGUACUUUUACAGACUUAGAAGCUAAUCAGCUCUUUGAUCCCAUGACAGGAACUUUCCGCUGUACUUUUUGCCAUACAGAGGUAGAAGAAGAUGAAUCAGCAAUGCCCAAAAAAGAUGCACGCACACUUUUGGCGAGAUUUAAUGAACAAAUUGAGCCCAUUUAUGCUUUGCUUCGGGAAACAGAGGAUGUGAACUUGGCCUAUGAAAUACUUGAGCCAGAACCCACAGAAAUACCAGCCUUGAAACAAAGCAAGGACCGUGCAGCAACUACUGCUGGAGCUGCUGGCCUGGCAGGUGGGCACCACCGGGAAGCAUGGGCCACCAAAGGUCCCUCCUAUGAGGACUUAUACACUCAGAAUGUUGUCAUUAACAUGGAUGACCAAGAAGAUCAUCGAGCCUCACUGGAGGGGAAAUCUGCCAAAGAGAGACCCAUUUGGUUGAGAGAGAGCACUGUCCAAGGAGCAUAUAGUUCUGAAGAGAUGAAGGAAGGUGGCAUAGAUAUAGACGCAUUUCAGGAGCAUGAGGAGGGCCGUGCAGGGCCAGAUGAUAAUGAGGAGGUCAUGCGAGCACUACUCAUUCAUGAGAAGAAGACCCCCUCGGCCACGGCAGGCUCGGUGGGGGCAGCUGCUCCCGUGACCCCUGCCAAUGGCAGUGACUCAGAGAGUGAGACCAGUGAGUCAGACGAUGACUCCCCACCUCGACUGGCAGCUGUGGCAGUGCAUCAUCGGGACGAGGAUGAGGAGGAGGAUGAUGAGUUUGAGGAAGUUGCAGAUGACCCCAUUGUUAUGGUGGCUGGCCGUCCGUUCUCCUACAGCGAAGUGAGCCAGCGGCCAGAGCUGGUGGCCCAGAUGACACCAGAGGAGAAGGAAGCAUACAUAGCAAUGGGACAACGCAUGUUUGAGGACCUUUUUGAGUGAGCUUUCCCUACCUUUUUUUCCUUUCUCUAAAGCUCAUUUCAAAAAGAAAUUCCCUACCCUUGAUGAAAAGUGUUUAAAUGGCAUUCUGCCCUUCUCGAAGUAAAGCAGCUAAACAAUAAUGGGAGAGAAAGUUUGACUUUUAUGCCAGAAGCUUCCCCACAGGGAGGUUGGCUGUAUAAGCAUUUCCUUCCCUGCUAUUAUUACAGUAUAUCUUACUGUAUUUCAUAUUUACCUGAUCUUUUUCCUUUAUAAGACCCAUUUUUCUCCUUUCUGAAAUGAGCGCAGGAGAUCUGUGAGGUAAAUUCUUCCUGUCUGCCUGUAGAAGCCCACUAUGAUAGGUUACACUAAUUCACUGAUCACAUCCUUUUAAAAAUCUGUUCUGACCAAGCAUUCCAAACAAUUCCCAAUAUUGCUGCCAAGCAGCUUGGCAACAGGCAAAUCACUGGUGAGAGAUAAAAUAAGUCUUAAAACUGC